AUGGCGAGAUCAUCAUCUUCUGAUCAAAAUCGUCGAUUAGGUCGUCGGGAAGACGACUCGAACCGUCCUCGCAAGAGGCCGCGAUACUCACCGGCCAUCCCAGAGACGACGGGGAUAAUAAACUUUGCUGGUUCGUCGACCAAGACGAACCCUAAAGAGAAGAAACCGAUCACGGGAAUCAAUAUUCCAGAAAGCGAUUGGUGGGUCGUGACUAGAUUUCUCGGGAAAGGCUCAUACGGCUCUGUUUACUUAGCCAAUAAGACAACGACCAACGGAGACGUAAAAGUCUGUAUGCCUCAAGAGAUGGCGAUCAAAACCACAGAGGUCUCACAAGCAUCACGGCUCCAGAAAGAGGAAGACUUCUUAAGCCGUUUCAAGAACCAAUACGUCGUCUCUUGCUACGGUGGCAUCAUCACACAGGACAAGGAGAGCAGAGAGAUGUUAUACAACGCGAUUUACGAGUACUGCUCUGGAGGAUGCCUUGCGAAACACGUCGAGAGAUACAGAGGAAGAGGAUUGCUAGAAUACGAUGCCAAGAGGUUCGCCAUCGAUAUCUUGUCUGGUCUCAAGUGUAUCCAUGAGAAGAAGAUCAUUCACGGGGACAUUGAGCCGAAGAACAUCUUACUCGUGCCUGAUGAUGUUAGGGCUAAUGGGUUGGUUGCUACGAGGAGGUUUAUGCCGCCGGAGCUUGUGGUGGAUAUGGUUUUGGACUAUUGUGCGGAUGUUUGGGCUUUUGGUUGUACGCUUCUUGAGAUGUUGACAGGAAAAGCGGUUUGGGGAGAGUAUGGUGAUGAUAUUGAUUGGGAAGAUUGGAUUAGUCUUGUUGGUGAGAGUGGCUCUGUUCCUUACGUUCCUGGUUCGUUGUCCCAAGGAGCUAAGGAUUUUCUCUCAAAGUGUUUGGUGAGGGAUCCUGCCCAAAGGUGGACUGUUGAGGAGUUGCUCAAACAUCCGUUUCUUGUUCAUUGGACUAGCGGAAUCUCUGGAGACGAGGAGGAGGAAGAAGAAAGAUAUGAAGAUGUAGUAGAAGAAGAAAAUCAAGAAAUGGAAGAGGUAGAGGUAGAAGAAGAAGAAGAAGAAGAGGAAGAAAUAGGAGUUGCAGAUGUAGAAGCACAUGAACCAUAUCAAGAAGAGGAAGAAGAAGAUGCAAGCAGCAGCAAAUUUAGCAUAUGGAGAUCCAGAAGUAGAAGCAUAUUUAGCAAAUUUACACUAUGGUGA
Microthlaspi erraticum is the source of this 1215-nucleotide messenger RNA. The record is from the annotation of a GenBank genome assembly. Lineage: Eukaryota; Viridiplantae; Streptophyta; Magnoliopsida; Brassicales; Brassicaceae.